AAUUAAAGUGCUGAAUUUUACAUGUUAAUGAAAAUAUAUCUAGAAGAGUUUUUUGACUAUUUCUUAAAGAAUUAUAUUAACUCCUUCAUCAUUCGCCUUUAGGUAUAGAAUUUGAUGAUUUUCCUGAAAUUUUUUGCUCUACAUAUUUCUAUGACGUUCAAACAAUUGAUUUCUGAACCAAUUACAGCUUAAUGAAGCUUCUAAUAAUCUUCCACUAUUAAUAAUUAGAUCUGUUAUAAACUCAUAUUUUAUUUAUGAGCAAAUAGAUUUUUCGAAAACUCAUAUGCCUCUUUGGCCCACACGUAUACUGCAAAUGUGGACGUGGGAAGAAUUUGGAAGACUUACAAGAAUGACUCAUAGUUCCAACCCAAUUGCUUAUGCAAAAUCAAUUUCAACUAUAUCCCAAUUGGCAUAAAGAACAGAAAAAAAUCCAGGGAAGAAAACAUGAGUUAAUAUUUCAAUUAAGGGUUUUGGUGCAGAAAAAGCAGGUGAUUCAAUAGCAGAUAAAGAAGCAAACGAAAGACGCAACGAUGGAGAAAGCUGUGAGAAAGGAGGAACCAAAGGAACUAUAUGAAGAAACAGACGACAAUGCAAGGAAAAUCAUGCAAGAACUAAAGUUCAAAGAAGAAGGAAUCCAGGAUGAGCCUAGACAGAGAGCUGAGGCAGAUAGAGAAGCAGCAGCUGCUAGGGGAAGUGCAGCAAAAACGAAUAUCUAUAGUGCAAUGGGGGAUCUAACAGAUUCUAUCAAGGAGAAGUUUAACAAUGCCAAGUGACAUAGUCGAGGAGACACGUGCAGCACGAGAGCUGGGUGGAACAAAGACGGAUAUUGAUGAGGAGAGUCAUGUUGCUAAAUCAGGUUUUGUUUUCACAACAGCAAAGGAUGACACAAAUUCAUAGACUGAUCUUUAGCUUGCAGGAUGAGUGUCAAGUUGUUCCCACUUAUUUUCUUUUAGUCUAUGUUGCUAGGACUUCUCAAAGUGUGUCGAAACCUUCAAAAGGAGUGCAUUUUUGGAGGAUCCUACUUGGUGUAACACAUUUUUAGAGAGUCCGAGCAACUUAGUCUUUAGUUUUAGCGACUCCCUUCCGGGCUUCUCCUAUAAAAGAAACUAGGCAUGUAUAAGUGCCUCUGUGUUUGGUCCAAUUCUUUUCUAUUUUGUUUAUAGAGCAAGUAUUAUGUAAGCAAAUUUGAAGUAAUGAUAAGUAUGUCCAUCACGUCUACCAAAGCUUAUAUUAUGAUCGUUUCAUCUGCUGGAUGCUAGGAUGUUGUAACUUGUGAGGAAGUAUUGUGUUAUUAAAGAACUCUUUCCAAUAUAUCGAAUGAUUUCAACUUUUGAUGUGGAAGUUGUGAUGGUGCAGAGAUGGAAACAGGAGUCGAUGCAUCUAGAUUUCCAUGUAGAUCAUGGUCAUGCAUUAACAUGGAAAAUUGUGCCUUCUCGAAGUUGUGAUUUACAGUUUGUUGGGGUCUAUCGGAAAUAAUAAAUGUUUUAGACCAACAGAUAAAAAAAUAUUCUCUAAAAUAUUACAUGUACUUAUAUUUAGGGGUGUACAAACCAAACUAUCAAGUCAAACCAA
Messenger RNA from Capsicum annuum, 1572 nucleotides. RefSeq names its product embryonic protein DC-8. Bases 531 to 773 code for a protein of 80 amino acids. The transcript is spliced from 3 exons. Lineage: Eukaryota; Viridiplantae; Streptophyta; Magnoliopsida; Solanales; Solanaceae. The record is from RefSeq and is a predicted model, not a curated record.